Molecule: messenger RNA, 1985 nt
Organism: Cheilinus undulatus (humphead wrasse)
Lineage: Eukaryota; Metazoa; Chordata; Actinopteri; Labriformes; Labridae
Exons: 6
Coding region: 1-1827 (608 amino acids)
Biological process (GO): establishment or maintenance of cell polarity; regulation of cellular localization; centrosome cycle
Cellular component (GO): nucleus; apical plasma membrane; cell cortex
Molecular function (GO): protein kinase C binding
Source: RefSeq, a predicted model, not a curated record
AUGUCUCUCAGCAGGUCGGGGGUCAGGCUUCAUCCUGUUAACCAAAGGAGGUCAGAGGGACCAUCAUCUUUAUCAGCUCACCUGAGUGACUCCUCAAGCGUUGAAUCAGCUGUUGGGACUUCUAGGAGGCGGCGCCCCCCUGUGGCGACUCUGCCUCGCCGUCUGCGCUUUGAGGAUGAGACAGAGACAGAGGCGGAGUCUCGUUAUCUGGAACGACUGCAGCAGACCAGACGGGUGGGGCAGCGAGGAACAGGUGUCCUUGUCUCAAAACCAGAGCUCAGCCAGUUUGCCAAUGGCAACACAGGGACGGUGCCACAGGGGGCGGGGCCACAGGGAACAAGGGCACAGGGGGCAGGGCCACAGGAUGCGGAGUGUGCUGGGGAAGGAAAGCAGAGAGGAUGGAUGCCACAGUCGGGUCAAUGUGACUCCAACUGGACAGUUUUAGGAGGCGGAGCCAACCUGAAUGUCCGUCGAUACCCACCUGUUGCUGGGGUGCAGGGUCUGUACAGGCCCUCCCUAAGUCUACGAACUGAGCCAAUCAGAGAGACCUACAUUGGCUCUGUCACCUAUGAUGACAAGAGCAAGGGUGGGGCCAAAUCAGGACUCCUAGCUAAGAACCAGAUGACCAAUCAGGUGGGGGUUAACGGAAACCAUGUGACUAUACCUCAGACUAAACCUAAGAAAGACCUGCCAAUCAACCCCUACCCCUACGAACCGAAACAGUUAACCACGCCUACUCAGCCCUCAGUGUCUCCACCACCUGCCUACUCAUGCCAUCAACCCACACCUCCUGUUCCUCCUCCUUCUGCUCCUCCUCCAGUGACAUCAGCCAAGACAUCCCAGAUCAUCAGGAUCAACAGCACCAAGACAACAAAAAACCUGAACCAGUUCAAGAGCACACCUUCACCUGCUAGGACCCUCAGAGAGCCCAGGGAGGGGGCGGAGCUUAAAGAGAAGGCAGUCUGUGUAGAGGACAAAAGCAAGGAGGUGAAGAGCUUCUCUUCAUCAUUCAAAAGCAACUCAGCUGAGAGCCAAGCCCUGCCAACCCCAGGCAGCAGCAGCAGCAGUGAUGUACAGCUGGGACAGCCAUUAAAAACAGAGCUUCACAAUGAUGAUUCCUCCCCUCCUGAACACUCUAUGAGCAGACAUGAGCCUGAUCGUCUGUCUCUGCGUCGUCUUUUUGCCAAUGUUAAACUGGGCAGGACUCGGUCUGCCAGCCUUGACCGACUCUGCUCAAGACCCAGCCCUUCUGCACCUGUCCCAGACUCAGCACCUGAUCCCGCCCCCUCAUGUCCCAGGAAGUCAUCUAGUCUGCUGAAGAAAACCCCGUCUGUUCCGUCACUCAGUGUGGGGGCGUCCUUCAUGUCACUGAGAAAGUCUUCAUCGGUUCAAAGUCUGAGAUCAGAGCAGAAGAAGAAGAAGGAUCGAUCAGCUGACUACAGACCUGCUGCUGAUCAGUGUGUUCAGAGGCGUGUAAGCAUCGAUGAUGUUGGUCGUCCGUCCUCAGCUCGUUCUGUUGGUCGGGUUAUUCAGAUUUGUUCAGAUGGAACGUUCCUUUUAGAAAUCAGUCGACUGAAGAACCGAACGUUUGGCUUCAUCAUCAGCCGAGGGAAAGGACGACCCAACUCUGGUGUGUACGUGGAGGACAUGGCGGACUCGAGCACUCAGAAGUUGUACGGCGGUCUGCUUGAGGUUGGAGAUGAGAUUGUUGAGGUAAAUGGAGAGACGGUUGCCUGCCUUACUUUGGAUCAAGUGACGAGCCUACUGACUCAGACCACGACCACCAACAUCCGUGUCCUACGACACCAGAGGCUGUCUCCACAGUGAAAGCUGUCUGGACCAGAUUGACUGAUUCUACAAAAACCUUAAGAACAUUAUCUCAAACUACAGCUAUUACCAAUAUAACUUUGGCAGUAACACUAAUGACUACACUUGUUACUAUGACUGUUACUCUAAAGACUACACCUGUUACUAUGACUGUUACU